AUGGCGUCUUCAAAUGAGAGGGCAGAUCCCAUUCCAGAUGGUAUGUUCGCCACGGCACGUCAGUCCAUCGGAGAUCUCUUCAUCUGGAAGCAGCGUGUCGAGGUUAUCAAUGAGCACGGGGAGUCAUACGCAGAAUGGCAAUCUCCAGAGCCUAUUAAGAACCCUUUUAGUCUAAUGGCGCAGCUUUCAGCUCGAGACUGGCUAUUCUUCAUAGUGGGACUCAUUGCCUGGACAGCCGAUGCAUUUGACUUCCAUGCCCUCUCCAUCCAGACAGUAAAGCUGGCAGACUACUACGACAAAUCCAAAACGGAUAUUACGACUGCCAUUACUCUGACUCUGCUACUGAGGAGUGUAGGGGCUGCUUUCUUCGGACUCGCUGGUGACAAAUAUGGUCGUAAAUGGCCCAUGGUGCUCAAUAUGAUCAUUCUCGGAGUCUUGCAAAUUGCCACCAUUUAUAGUAAGACCUUCCAGCAGUUCUUGGCUGUACGAAGUCUCUUUGGUCUUUUUAUGGGUGGCGUUUAUGGAAAUGCUAUCUCGAUGGCUUUGGAACAUUGCCCUGUCAACGCGAGAGGCCUUAUGUCUGGAAUCCUUCAACAAGGGUAUUCCAUGGGAUAUGUGUUUGCAGCAUGUGCCAACCUUGGUGUUGGCGGUGGAACAGAAACUUGGAAGACUGUAUUCUGGAUUGCAGCCGGCAUCUCAAUUGCAGUUGGUCUUGUUCGCAUCUGCUUCCCCGAGUCACAAUCCUUUAUCGAAGCCAAGAAAGCCGGCAAGCGAACAAUGAACGCAGGCGAGUUUUGGCGUGAAACAAUAAGCAUGUUAGGCAAGGAGUGGCGCAUGUGUGUCUACUGUGUCAUUCUCAUGACCUGGUUCAAUUUCUAUUCCCACACAUCCCAAGACUCGUACACCACAUUCAUGCUCACUGCAAAAGAGCUUGAUAACAAGGGCGCCUCGCGGGCUUCAAUUCUGAUGAAGACAGGAGCCUGUGUGGGCGGAACCAUCAUCGGCUACUUGUCCCAAUUCUUCGGUCGUCGCCGAGCAAUCAUCUUCGCUGCCUUUUUAUCUGGGGUCCUCAUCCCAGCAUGGAUUCUCCCAGAAGGCGAGGGGUCUCUGAGUGCGACAGGGUUCUUCAUGCAAUUCUUCAUUCAGGGAGCAUGGGGCGUGAUUCCCGUUCAUCUAGCCGAACUAUCACCCCCGGCAUUCCGCUCUUCGUUCACGGGUCUGACAUACCAGAUUGGAAAUAUGAUUUCCUCGCCAUCGUCGCAGAUUAUAAACGCAAUCUCUGAGUCCACAUUCAUCACUAGUGCAAGCGGUCAUCGUGUUGAGGCCUAUGGGCCUGUGAUGGGAGUUGCCACUGCCAUCAUUGCUCUCGGUAUCAUGGUCACUACUGCUGUUGGUCCUGAGAAACGUGGUCGCCGGUUCGAAAGUGUUGUGGCUGGAGUUGAUGACGCUGCCAAUGCCAAAGUCAUGGAUUUGGAAACUGGUGAGGAUGAUCAUAAGCCAAGUGACAAAGCCAUUGAGAUGGCGGAUCAGAAAAUCUAA
Molecule: messenger RNA, 1539 nt
Organism: Penicillium hordei
Lineage: Eukaryota; Fungi; Ascomycota; Eurotiomycetes; Eurotiales; Aspergillaceae
Product: carboxylic acid transport protein
Exons: 4
Coding region: 1-1539 (512 amino acids)
Biological process (GO): transmembrane transport; carboxylic acid transport
Cellular component (GO): plasma membrane
Molecular function (GO): carboxylic acid transmembrane transporter activity
Source: RefSeq, a predicted model, not a curated record